This is a messenger RNA of Triticum aestivum (bread wheat), 3993 nucleotides long. RefSeq names its product disease resistance protein Pik-2. Lineage: Eukaryota; Viridiplantae; Streptophyta; Magnoliopsida; Poales; Poaceae. Gene Ontology annotation, molecular function: ADP binding. The coding region runs from base 167 to 3901 and encodes 1244 amino acids. The record is from RefSeq and is a predicted model, not a curated record. Gene Ontology annotation, biological process: defense response to other organism. The transcript has 4 exons.
CUAGCAUGGGCCUGGUGGGGCAUUGAUUAAACUGCUACAUCGAUCAGCUCAGGACCCACCAACUCUCCGUUGCUGCUUGAUUGCUUCUUUGGCUACAUACACCCGUAGCUGCUUGGUCGAUUCACAUUGAGCACUGUCAUCUCAGAUCCACACAGAAACAACAGGGAUGGAGGCGACGGUGCUGAGCGUGGGCAAAUCGGCGGUGAGCGGAGCUCUUAGGUAUGCCCAAUCUGCCGUUGCAGAGGAGGUGGCGCUGCAGCUGGGAGUGCAGCGCGACCAGGCCUUCAUCAGGGACGAGCUCGAGAUGAUGCAAUCUUUCCUAAUGGUUGCUCACGACGAGCGAGACGACAACAGAUUGGUCAGGACCUGGGUGAAGCAGGUCCGCGACAUGGGCUACGACGUGGAGGACUGCCUCCAGGACUUUGCCGUUCGCCUCGAGGAGCCAUCCUGCUGGUGGCGCAUCCUGAGGACCCUGCUUGACCGGCGCCAUGUGGCCGUGCAGAUGAAGGACCUCCGAGCCAAGGUCGAAGAUGUCAGCCAGAGGAACCUGCGCUACCACCUCAUCAGGGGCCCUGCCGCUGGCCCAAAGUCCAUGGCUGCCGUCGCCGAGCAGUACUCUGCAGGCAGCAAGGCCAGUGCUACAAUGUUUGGCAUCGAGGAAGCAAGGCAUACCAUGAAGCCGAGGGUAGAUCUCGCCCAACUCAUCAACAAGGAGCCGGGCAGGGAUCAUAGAGUGAUAGCGGUGUGGGGAGCAGGUGGUGUUCUUGGUCAAGCUUCCGUGAUAAGGAGCGUGUAUGUUGAUUCAGAUAAGUUUGAAUGUCGUGCCUGGAUCAAGCUUACACAUCCUUUCGACCCGAUCGUAUUCAUGCAAAGCAUUAUGAGGCAGUUCUAUGGAUAUUCUUCUUCUUUUCCAGAAUUACCAGCUGAGGGACAGAGUUGUCAAGAAAGAGGGGGCACUAUAGGGGCUGAAGUUCUCAAGAAGAUGCUGAUGAUGAAGCGAGAAGAUUUGGUUGAUGAGUUCAAUGAGCAUGUGAACAACAAGAGUUACUUGAUUGUUCUUAACGACCUGUGUAGCCUAGAAGACUGGGACUGGAUUAGAACUUACUUUCCUGUCAACGGUAAUGGUAACCGGAUCAGUGUGGCCGCACAGCAAUUUGAAGUUGCAAACUUAUGUGUCGGUACAAAAUGCCAGGUCUCAGAGCUUAAACAAUUAGCUACUGACCAAACUCUCUAUGCUUUCUACCACAAGGGCCCUACAGAUGGAACAGACUCAAUGAAGCCAGAACCGAGCUCAAACAUGGCCAGUGCCGCUACUAACAGAUCUACAUCGCCCGAUCGUGAGAUAGCUGAUGAUCAAGAUAAAGAUGGUGCCCGCGGGAAGGACGAGGCCAAUCCAGCCAGCUGCAGCAAAGAACUUCAAGUGAUAUCAGUGUGGGGAAUGGGUGGUGUGGGGAAAACUGCUCUGGUCAAGGAAAUCUAUCAAAGCCAAGAACUAGCUGGAGCGUUCGAGAAGCGGGCCUGUGUCACGGUCAUGAGCCCUUUCGAUAAGGUUCAGCUCUUGAGGAGCUUAGCUAUGCAGCUAGUGGUGGUAGAACCUCCUGAAGAUUAUGAAACGAUAUGCUCAUUGGGCAGCAGAGCCAAAACACCAUUGUUUUGGUCGAUUCAAAAGCUCAAGAAUGAGAUGGAAAGUAUUCUGAAAGAAAAGAAGUGCUUGAUUGCUUUUGAUGACUUGUCAUCAACCACUGAAUGGGACAUGAUAUGGUCUAGCUUACCUCAAAUGGGAAAUGCAAGCCGGAUCUUAGUCACCACAAGGGAAGAAAAUGUUGCCAAUUAUUGUUCAAAGGAACAAGAAAAUGUAUGCAAGCUUCAAGUUCUAGAUAGGGAGCAUGCACUCGGCCUCUUCAUGAAAAAGGUAUUUAAGGAGAAGGAACAUUUGCAUCGGCAAUAUCCUGAGUUGAUUGAACAAGCAGAGCAACUUCUGAAGAAAUGCGACGGCCUUCCUCUUGCAAUAAUCGCCAUAGGUGGCUUCUUGGCAAAUCAACCAAAAACUGCCAUGGAGUGGAGAAAACUGAAUCAGAACCUUAGUACUCAGUUGGAGAUGAAUCCAGAGCUCGACACAAUAAGAACGGUCCUUCUCAAAAGCUAUGAUGGUUUACCCUAUCAUCUCAAGGCUUGUUUCUUGUAUCUGGCAAUCUUCCCCGAAGACUAUAAGAUUAGUCUAACACGUUUGUUGCAGCGGUGGGUCGCAGAGGGCUACUCAAGAGAGGUGAAUGGAAAGUCUUCGUAUGAAAUAGCAGAGAGUUACUUCAGGGACCUCGUAAGCAGGAGCAUGAUCCUACCAACCCGGCGAUCAGGUCAUAGUAGCAAUGAAAUGGGCUCUUGCCAGCUCCAUGAUAUCAUCCGUGAGAUUGGCAUCUCAAAAUCAGUGGAAGAAAAUCUUGUUUUCAGGUUGGAGGAAGGUUGCAGCUUAAACAGCCAACACAGAACACGUCACCUCUCUGUAAGCAACAAUUGGAAGGGAGACCAGAAUGAAUUUGAGAGCACGGUAGACCUGUCUCGUGUUCGAUCAAUAACAAUCUUUGGGAAGUGGAGACCAUUCUUCAUCUCCAACAAGAUGAGGUUGCUGCGAGUGCUGGACUUGGAAGGCACUUCAGAUCUGGUUGAUCAUCAUCUCAUGCACAUUGGGAAGCUUAUCCACUUGAGAUACCUUUCCUUGAGAGAAUGUUAUGGAAUUUAUCACCUGCCAGGUUCUUUGGGUAACCUGAGGCAACUUCAGACACUAGACAUCACAGGUACAAACAUAAUCAAACUGCCUAAGACGGUCAUAAAGCUCCGGAAGCUACAGCACGUUCGUGCCAGGGGCGUUGGGAGCAACGAUGAUUGUACGUAUGGAGAGUAUCCAGAAGAGGUGCCGAAGAUAAUGAGGAACAAGCUAUGCAUCCUGACCUGCUCCUCGGUGGGGUUCUGCGUGGCAUGUUGCGCGCCUCACCUUCUGAAGGAGUGCAUGGGUAUUGAUGGGGACAUCAACAGGCGUGAUGUCUGCACCGCAUGCUGCUGCUCCUAUCUGCCGAUGCAGGUGAAACGCCGGAGCAGACGCGGUGUUAGAGUGCCCAGAGGGAUCCACAGGCUCAAAGCCCUGCACACGCUGGGUGUGGUCAACGUCUCAAAGAAGGCUACUCUGAGAGAGGUAGCGAGGCUCACCGGGCUGCGCAAGCUGGGAGUGACCGGCGUUGAUGAGAGCAACAGCGGAGAGCUAUGUUUGGCCCUGGCCAAUCUCAGCUGUCUAGAGUCGCUGCUAGUGCAGUCGGAGGGUAAGCCGGGUUUAUUUGGCUGCUUGAAUGGCUUGUCCUCACCUCCGGAAAACCUUGAAAGCCUGAAGCUGUAUGGCAAUCUGGAAUGUUUGCCAACAUGGAUCGACGAUGGGCUAAAAAAUCUGACAAAGCUCAACCUGCGGAGUUCCAGGAUAUCGGGCCAUGAUACUGCCAUAAAAGUCCUUGGGAGUCUACCAAACCUAGCGAUCCUGCGUCUGCGCAAAGAGUCGUUUGAGGGUGAAGAGGUCCAUCUUCAUUUCCGUCGGGGCGCAUUCCAGACCCUAAUGGUGCUGGAGCUGAGUUCCCCAGGUAAGCUCAAAUCUGUGAGGUUUCAAAAGGGAGCAACCCCUAAGCUUGAGCUGCUGCAAUAUAAGUAUUCUGAUCAGCCUGAGGAAGAUGUUGUUUCAAAAGAAAACGAUGACGAUCAGUUUAAAGAAGCCCCUAGAGUUGGGUUGUUUUCUGGGCUAGCAUCUCUGGGAAGCCUCAAGGAAUUUCUGCUCAUGGGUGGCAACUACAAGGGCGACUUCGUGAAAAAUUUACGAUCCCAACUUGAGUCGAACCCGAAACAGCCUCUUCUCAAGAUGGACUGAGCUGAGCCACUGCAUGUCUUGUUUGAUGUUUCUGUUGCUGCCCACUUGUUUUGAACUGACAAUCUGCCGCUGAACUGUUUUGGGUUUUUUGA